UUGGAAGCCCCUCUCCGAGGCAGGCCCCAUGGGGCGCCUGGGUCUAGGUCCUGGCGACCCGGCCCAAAGUCAGCUGGGGGCCCUCGCCUCCAGCCGGGUCCUCACACUUCCAUCCAGGCGCGCUGGGGCGCAGGCAACGCAAAUUCCUAGAAGCGGUCGGAGGCUGCCCGGCGCUGGAAGUUAGCAUCCCCCAAGAACGCCCAAGGUCCGUGCUCACACACAGACCGGAGGCGGGCAUGGGGAGAGAGGACGCCCCUCGGCCAUCCGCGCCCACCCCGGAGCUCAGUCUGAAGCCCGAGCUAACCCCAGGGCAUCUGAGGCGCGCGGCUCCGAGCAGGAGGAGCAGCCCCGGGGCAGCGCGUCCCGGCCAUGGCGGCCCCUCGCCCGCCCCCCGCGAUCUCCGUCUCGGUCUCGGCUCCGGCUUUCUACGCCCCGCAGAAGAAGUUCGGCCCAGUGGUGGCCCCUAAACCCAAAGUGAAUCCUUUCCGGCUUGGAGACAGCGAGUCUCCCGCGGCAGCAGGGGCCCAGCGCGCACAGAUGGGCCGGGUCGGUGAGAUCCCCCCGCCGCCCCCGGAAGACUUUCCCUUGCCCCCGCCUCCGGUACUUGGGGAUGGCGACGACACGGAGGGUGCCCUGGGAGGUGCCUUCCCACCCCCGCCACCCCCCAUCGAGGAGCCGUUUCCUCCUGCGCCUCUGGAGGAGGACAUCUUCCCCUCCCCGCCACCCCCGCUGGAGGAGGAGGGGGGGCUUGAGGCCCCCACCCAGCUCCCAUCACAGUCCAGGGAGAAGGUGAGCAGUAUUGACCUGGAGAUCGACUCUCUGUCCUCGCUGCUGGAUGACAUGACCAAGAAUGACCCCUUCAAAGCUCGGGUGUCCUCCGGAUAUGUACCCCCACCCGUUGUGGUUCCAAAGCCCAGUCCUAAGCCUGCAGCUGGAGGUGCAGCACCCCUGCCUCCUUGGAAAGCAUCUUCUAGUGCCCAGCCUGCACCCCAGCCUCAGCCUCAGAGCCAGACACUGUUCCACGUCCAGUCCCAGCCUAAGCCCCAGGUUCAGCUCCAUGUACAGCCCCAGGGCAAGCCCCAGGUUCAGCCUGUGUCUUCUGCUAACACCCAGCCCCGGGGGCCACCAGCUCCUGCUCCCCCAGUUCCGACUCCGGCUUCCACUCCGGCUCCUAAGUUUUCUCCAGUGGCGUCCAAGUUUACUCCCGUGGCGUCUAAGUUCAGCCCUGGAGCCCCAGGUGGACCUGGGUCACAGCCAAGUCAAAAACUGGGGUCACCCGAGGCUCCCUCCACCACUGCCACUGGCUCCCCUAAGCCCCCUGGCUCCACCUAUGUGCAGCAGAGGGAGAAGCCCCGAGUUCAGGAGAAGCAGCAGCCAACGCCCCAUCCAACCCAAAACCAAAGCCAGGGGCGCUCUCCUGGGGCUCCCGGUCCCCUGACCCUGAGGGAAGUAGAGCAGCUGGAGGAGCUGACUCAGAAGCUGAUGCAGGACAUGGAACAUCCUCAGAGGCAGAACAUGGCUGAGAACAUGGCCGUGAAUGAGUCCUGUGGCCGGUGCCAUCAGCCGCUGGCACGUGCACAGCCUGCUGUCCGAGCCCUAGGGCAGCUCUUCCAUAUCACCUGCUUUACCUGCCAUCAGUGCCAGCAGCAGCUGCAGGGACAGCAGUUCUACAGCCUGGAGGGGGCGCCAUAUUGUGAGGGCUGCUACACUGAUACCCUGGAAAAGUGCCACACCUGUGGGCAGCCCAUCACAGACCGCAUGCUGAGAGCCACGGGCAAAGCCUACCACCCGCACUGCUUCACCUGCGUGGUCUGUGCCUGUCCCCUGGAGGGCACCUCCUUCAUCGUGGACCAAGCUAACAAGCCCCAUUGUGUCCCCGACUACCACAAGCAGUAUGCCCCACGGUGCUCUGUCUGCACAGAGCCCAUCAUGCCGGAGCCUGGCCGUGAUGAGACUGUUCGAGUGGUCGCUCUGGACAAGAACUUCCACAUGAAGUGUUACAAGUGUGAGGACUGUGGGAAGCCCUUGUCUAUUGAGGCGGAUGACAAUGGCUGCUUCCCCCUGGACGGCCAUGUGCUGUGUCGGAAUUGCCACAGAGCCCGAGCCCAGACCUGAGUGAGGGCUCCUUCUGUGUCACAGGUCCUCUCCCACACCACAGACCACCCAUACUGAGACCAGCCUCACCUCCACCCGCCCUGCCUUCCUCCAUUCCAAACCCCUCCUCAUUAUCUCAAGUGCCCUGACCCUGCGCCCAGCAUGGCCCACUAGGCCUGCAGGGAUGGCCUGCCCGUCCUCCAGGUCCCCGCCCGAGGGGGCACCAGUUUAGUGCUGCUGCUUUUUCACUGUGCAACAAUGCCCUUGGCUGGCCGCCAAGCAGCCUCCUACUCUGCUUGCUGAGGGUUGGGAGAUGCGCUGACCUUCCAGGAGCCUGGACACCCACCCUGCCCACAUUGCCGGGUUGUGGCUACAGCUACAGAUUAAAAAAACCUUGUUUUCCAGAA
Molecule: messenger RNA, 2501 nt
Organism: Cavia porcellus (domestic guinea pig)
Lineage: Eukaryota; Metazoa; Chordata; Mammalia; Rodentia; Caviidae
Gene: Zyx
Product: zyxin
Exons: 10
Coding region: 370-2115 (581 amino acids)
Biological process (GO): integrin-mediated signaling pathway; transforming growth factor beta receptor signaling pathway
Cellular component (GO): cytoplasm; focal adhesion; stress fiber
Source: RefSeq, a predicted model, not a curated record